AUGCAAGUCUUGCCAUUCGUAACUUUAUUGCUAGGUGUGAAUCUUAUUUUUUCUGGUGAUUCUGCUGGUGAUCGAGUUGCAUAUUUUCAUUCUGAUAAUGGCGGCGAAUACAUUUCCAAAGACCUGGAGCAGUUCUUUGUGUCUAAGGGUAUCAAGCAUACUUAUACAGUUCCUCAUACUCCUCAACAAAAUGGUGUUGCUGAGCGAUUGAAUCGCACAUUAUUUGAGAAAGCCAAGUCUAUGCUUUUAUAUGCUCAUGCUCCUGAAUACUUAUGGGGUGAAGCUGUCAAGUCUGCUAAUUAUAUUAGGAACCGUCUUCCUAGUCGUACCACUGGUGGUGUUGCACCUCUUCAACUUUGGACUGGUAAACCUCCUACUGGUGUUUUUGUUGGGUAUUCCUUGGAUCGUACAGCUUAUCGAGUUCUUCUUGAUUCAAGCAUUGUUGAAGCCAGGAGUGUUUACUUUGAUGAGUCCAAGUUUCCAUUUAUGAAAAGUGAUAAGGACUUGUCUAUUAAUGGUACUGGUGUUGGGUUUAGUGUUGGUUCUGGUUCAGGGUCCAUGUCAGGACCUUGUUUUGAUUCUAAGGGGACUGGUUUAGGAUCUAAUGUUAGGGUUAAUUCUAUUGCUAGUUCUGAUUUAAGUUCUGGUUCUAGUUUUGGGUCUCAUAGAUCUUUACCAGCAUCCUCAUCUGGUUCUGGUUCUGGUUCUGGUUCUAUUUGUGCUUUACCGUCUCCGUCUCCGUCUUCUUCUCCGUCUCAUUCUCCGUCGCCGCCUCCUUCUUCUUCUUCUUCUAUUAUUGUUCAUAAGCCUCGUUCUGUUCGUCGCAUUUUGUCUACACCUUCUGCUCCUCUUGAGUCUCCUACUCUUCCUUCUAUUGCUUCAGUUCCAUCUCUUCCUAGUUCUCCUAUUCUUCCACCUUCAGAUCAUGAUGUCUCUAUCUCUCCUGACUCUAGUCCUAUUAUUUCUUCUUCGGAAUAUAUUCCUUCACAAUUAGACUUAUCUGAAGCUGGUCCAUCUAUUAAUGAAUCUGAUAUUUCAGGUGAUUCUGGGAUCUCGCAACGAGGGGGUGAUAUUGGGUUUCAACCGUCUAUCAUUGCUUCGUCUCCCACUCCACCACCUUCUGUUGAAUUGGAAGUAGUGCCACUUAGUCAAGAAUAUCCUUCGUCUGAUCUUGUUAAUUCUCUUGACCAAGCUGGUGUUAGUGUUGUCACUAAGGAUGAUACUCAAGCUGUUUUGCCUAAAUCUCGAUCUCGUGUUGUUGCUGUUCGUUUACCUUCUAUAACUCCUGCCAAACGCCCGAGUUCUGAUGACAUUGUUUCACCUCCUUCUAAACACCUUUGUGAAAAUUCUUUGAAACAAUCUCCAGUGUCUGCAACACCUGCAAAACGUCCAGCUGAAGAAGAGUGUAUUUCUUAUCGUCGUCUCAAAUCUCUCCGCUUUGAGUAUGAUGAUGUGGCUUUACUUGUUUUUACAGAUCCUAGUAGUUUUGAAGAAGCUAUGUCUAGUGAAGAAGCUGAGUUUUGGCUUGAAGCCUGUGUUAUUGAAAUGUCGUCUCUUAAACGCAAUGGUACUUGGGAAUUGGUUGAUCUCCCACCUGGUCGCAAGGCUAUCAAUAGCAAAUGGGUAUUUAAAGUUAAGCGCAAAGCUGACGGUUCAAUUGAACGUUACAAAGCUCGUCUCGUGUGUAUUGGAUUUUCGCAAGUUGAAGGUAUUGAUUAUACUGAAACUUUUGCUCCCGUUGUUCGUUACGAGACUGUAAGGAUUGUUCUUGCUAUUGCUGCUCAGUUUGGGUUCCAGGUUCAUCAUAUGGAUGUCGAGACUGCAUUUCUUAAUGGUGAUCUCAAAGAAGAUAUUUAUAUGAGACAACCUAAAGGCUUUGUUGUCAAAGGUCAGGAAUCUAAAGUGUGUCAUUUGAAGAAGUCUUUAUAUGGUUUAAAGCAAGCUCCUUUGUGUUGGAAUGAGAAGAUUCAUGGUGCUCUUGUCAAACUUGGGUUUAUUCGUAAUGAAAGUGACUACGGUGUGUAUACCAAAGGAUCUGGGUCUACCAUGGUCAUUAUUGCACUGUAUGUUGAUGAUUUACUUAUUUCUGGCAAUUCUUCUGAAGUCAUUGCCAAAACCAAGUCUUCUUUGUCAUCUAUGUUUAAGAUGAAAGACUUGGGCCCAGUCGAGCAGUUCCUUGGCAUGAGAGUUAAGCAGUCACCUUACCAUAUUACUGUGGAUGUUUCGCGUUAUAUUUUGAUAUGUUGGAAGAGUUUGUCUGACUCUGCUACCGAUGCCUCCAUGUAUCGCAGUAUUAUUGGUAAGCUGAUUUAUGCUGCUAAUUGUGCUCGUCCUGAUCUUGCUGUUGCUGUUAGUUUUCUUUGUCGAUAUAUGCAGAGUCCUAAGUCUAUUCAUAUGGAAGCUGCUAAGCAUACUCUUCGUUAUCUUAAGGGUACUGCUGAACUUGGUCUUGAAUAUCGAGCUCAGAAAGUCUACAAGCUUGUUGGCUAUAGUGAUGCCGACUAUGCUCAGGACAAGCAGGACCGUAAGUCCUUUACUGGGUAUGUUUUCAUUCUGUCUGGUGGUCCCAUUACUUGGGCCUGUCGAAAGCAAGUUAGUCCUGCAUCGUCCAGCGUCGAGUCUGAGUAUAUGUCAUUGUCUGAUGCGUCUAAGGAAUGCUUCUGGAUUAAUCAGUUGUUGUCUCUUUGCAAGAUUCCUGUUCCGUUGCCAGUGACUAUGUUUGAGGACAAUCAGGGAUGUAUUGCUUUGGCUCAGAACCCAGUGUUUCAUCGUCGUACCAAGCAUAUUGAUGUUCGUUAUCAUGUUGUGCGUCACUAUAUUCGCAGUGGAGUAAUUCAUCUGGAGUAUCUUGAUACUCAAGUGAUGUUGGCAGAUAUGUUCACUAAGAAUCUUGGUCGUGUGAAGUUUGAGACAUUAAGGGGACUACUUGGUAUGAAGGCAGUAGGUGAUUCUGCGACAAGGGGAGGUGUUGAGCAUGCAAUGUUGUCGCAGACUAGUGCAGUUGAUAAUGCACCUUUUUCUGCCACGUGUGAGGCAGUUUACUUCCGAGAUCUUUUGGAAGAACUUGGUGAAUCUCAACCAACGACUGUCAUCAUGGAGGACAACAAAGGUGUCCUGGAUCUCAUGAAGGACAGCAAACAUCACGAGCGGACUAAACAUAUUGAUACCAAGUACAUGCGCACCAGAGACCAUGUCAAAGCCGGCGAUACCCGUCUUGAAGCUGUUACUUCAGCAGAUAAUGUGGCAGACAUUUUUACCAAAGCUCUGGCUAAGCCGCAGUUUUUAUAUUUGAGGAAUCUUCUGGUCUUCUCCGCUAUGUCUAAUCACGGAAACACUACAGGAGUCAAUGAAGGACCCUCAUCCUUCGAGUCAGCCAGCACUGGAAGUUCUGUUGCCCACUCAACAUCUGAGACCCAUUCAAAGAACAACGCCAGCUCUUAUGAGACAUUCGCCGAUCUCCCUGUUCAUCGUCAAAUUGAUCUCGCUGACCGUUCUGGAUUUACCGUUAGACAAUUAACCAUUGCCAACAUACCAGUUUUCCUCCCCCAUCCCAAAAGGUUUUAUUAUCUUGACCAAGUAGAAUUUGCUUACAAUUCCGCACCACAGUCUACUAUUAAGACAUCUCCAUUUGUCGCUGAUCUUGGCUUUCUACCUCGCCAACCUGCAAUGAUCCGUCCACCAUCGGAUGCUCGUACACCCUCAAAUGUGGAAAGUCUACAAGUCAAACUGAAAGCUAUUCUGUUACGUACUCAAGAGUACAUGAGUUUCUCACAGUUGAGUCAACAACGACAAGCUGACAAGCAUCGUCGUCCUGUGGAAAUUAAAGUUGGUGAUUCUGUUCUUAUCCACCACACUAGUUUUCAGAGCCCUAGCAAUAGGAUGCUGCCACUUUUCGUCGGUCCAUACACCGCCGUUAAAGCAAUUGGGGGAGGAAAUGCGUUUGAAUUGGAUUUACCCACUACUGUUAAGAACAACCGUGUUUUUAAUGUUUCGAAAUUACGCAAAUAUGUCAAAUCUGAUGAAUACCCUGCUGAGAUUAGACCUACUGAGGAUUAUGUUAAGAAGAACUUGAACCGCAUUGCUAGCGUAGCCGCUAUGCAAAAUGGUCUUGUCUAUCUACAGUUAUGGGCCGCACUUCGGCUUAUAUUAAUCUUACUUCCUCUGAAAACUCCUCCUCUCAACUAUCAUGUCUGGGCUACCAAAAUUCUUUUGGGUCUUCGUGCUAUGAAUAAUGGUGUCCAUCUUUAUGUCGAAGCUGGUACUGUCAAUCCAGCUGCUAAUGAAUCCCUCGAAGACCUCACCGCCUCGCUUGAUACCGUCGUCCAUGAUGUCAUCCUCAACAAUAUUUCUCCUGAGUUGAUCGAACAUGUUAAUGAUGUGGCCAUUAGAGGCCGUGACCUCUGGCUUUAUCUUCAUCAGGAGUAUAGUCAACUUCAACCCGCCGAUGUCAUCUCUCUUAUGAAAUCCCUCUAUGCUGGCAAUAUUGAUGUUGGUCCAAAGUUUGUUUCUUCUGUUCGUUCUUAUGUUGCUACAUGGCGUUCCAUCUACCAAUCAUUGUCGCCUGAUUCGGUUGUGGCCUUCAACGCUUUGGCCUCAAUGGGUCCCAAUUGUGAGCGCUUCAUCCAGUACGCCUUGGAGCACCGCUUUGAUAGUAACAAUGCUGACAACCUUGAUAUCAACAACUUCAUCCGGAACACUGAUAAAUGGGCCAAGUUGUUGAAGAUUACUGGACCUCCAGCUACUCUUUCGACUGAAGCGUUCGUUGCUUCAUCAAAGAAGUACAAUAACAAAUCUAAGGGUGAUGGUAUUAAAUGUUUCCGUUGUAAGAGGCGUGGUCAUACUUCCAACAAUUGUCAUGUCUCUUGGGAAGAGGUUCAGGCUGCUCGCCAAGAUAAUAAGGAUGACAAGGAAUCUAAGGAGGCUAAAACCUCAAGAGGUUGGUUUGCUGAGACUAUUGAUGAAUUUUCUGAGAUAGUUGAUGAUGAUCCAUUUGUGAGUUCCGCUUUUGUGUCCGAGACAUCUGUUGUUUCUGAAAAGUUUGGUAACAGUUGCUCCGAGUCGUUUGAUGAUUUGGAAUCCGAACUUUUUGAUUCUUCUGAGCCGUGUGUCGGCGAUGAAGAUUGUUUUGUUGGUCAAGUUUCUGAGUAUUGUUCAAACUCAGAACUUGAUAUUGAUUCAGUUGGUAAACCGUUUGUUGGUUCCACUGAUGAUUCUUGUUUUAUUUCUGAACCGUAUGUCGGUUCUACUGUUGUUUGUUUGGAGUCUGAACCGUGUGUCAGUUCAGCUCCUAUUUGUUUUGAUUCUGAAUCGUUGGUCGAUUCGGAUAUUGUUCCUUUUGAUUCUGAACCGUUGGUCGGUUCUUCUUUUAUUUCUUGUUCUGAUUCUAAACCGUUGGUCGGUUCUGAUGAUGAUAUUGUCUUACCUUCUUUUGAUUUUUUGGUGGAUUCAAUUACUGAACCUUCUCCACUUAUUGUUAAACCAAUUGUUACACCAAAAUCCCGUUUUUCUCCAUUCUUUUACUUAUCUUUUGUUACCAUCAUGUUGUUUUCCUUGAUUUUAAUUGUCGUCUGGCAUCCUUCUUCAAUCUUGGAUUUAAGUCAUUCAUUGUUGGGUCUGAUUCUUUUGACUUUAUCCAUGAUACCGGUGCUACCAGUCACAUUUGCAAUAACAUCUCAUAUUUUUUCUUCUCUUCGUCCCACUUCGGCUACCAUUCGUGGUCUUGGUUCUGCUACUGCUGAGGGGGUUGGCGACAUUGUCGUUGAUCUUCUUGGUAAAGAUGACCAGCCUUGUGACCGCGUUGUUCUUCGAGAUGUUUUAUAUGUUCCUAAGAUUCCUCGCAAUUUAUUUGCUGCUCGUCGAGCUACUGCUGGUGGUUGUAGGUUCAUUCAAGACCUUAACCAUAUUUCUGCUGUUGAAAAUGGCAAAACUCGAGUCCACGCCAUUGCCAUGGGUGACUUGUACUUUUGUCGUUUCCGAGUUGUUUUGCCUUCCAAGCCAGUCCAUGAGGUGUUUGCUGUUGAGUCGUCUGCCAAUCUUUGGCACAAGCGACUUGGUCACGCCAGUGUGGACGUUCUCAAGAAAUUAUCUAAGUCACUUUCUGUCAAGCCUACUCAUUUUGAGGUUGUGGAUAGUCAUAAGUGUGACGCUUGCUUGGGUGGCAAAGCCACAGCAUUGCCAUUUAAUGGUACCACAGAAAAAGCUAGUCGUCCUUUGGAAUUAUUUGUUUCUGAUUUGAGCGGUCCUCAUGUCGCUACCCCUGUGGGUCAUCGUUAUGUCUUAACCAUUAUGGAUUAUUAUUCCAGGUACUCUUAUGUGGAGUUGUUGGUUAGGAAAAGUGAUGCAAGUCUUGCCAUUCGUAACUUUAUUGCUAGGUGUGAAUCUUAUUUUUCUGGUGAUUCUGCUGGUGAUCGAGUUGCAUAUUUUCAUUCUGAUAAUGGCGGCGAAUACAUUUCCAAAGACCUGGAGCAGUUCUUUGUGUCUAAGGGUAUCAAGCAUACUUAUACAGUUCCUCAUACUCCUCAACAAAAUGGUGUUGCUGAGCGAUUGAAUCGCACAUUAUUUGAGAAAGCCAAGUCUAUGCUUUUAUAUGCUCAUGCUCCUGAAUACUUAUGGGGUGAAGCUGUCAAGUCUGCUAAUUAUAUUAGGAACCGUCUUCCUAGUCGUACCACUGGUGGUGUUGCACCUCUUCAACUUUGGACUGGUAAACCUCCUAGUUAUCACCAUAUGAAAGUAUUUGGUUGUCAAGCUACAGUUGUUCUUCCUGGUGCUAAAAGAGAAUCUAAGUUAAGUUCAAAUACUGAAGCUGGUGUUUUUGUUGGGUAUUCUUUGGAUCGUACAGCUUAUCGAGUUCUUCUUGAUUCAAGCAUUGUUGAAGCCAGGAGUGUUUACUUUGAUGAGUCCAAGUUUCCAUUUAUGAAAAGUGAUAAGGACUUGUCUAUUAAUGGUACUGGUGUUGGGUUUAGUGUUGGUUCUGGUUCAGGGUCCAUGUCAGGACCUUGUUUUGAUUCUAAGGGGACUGGUUUAGGAUCUAAUGUUAGGGUUAAUUCUAUUGCUAGUUCUGAUUUAAGUUCUGGUUCUAGUUUUGGGUCUCAUAGAUCUUUACCAGCAUCCUCAUCUGGUUCUGGUUCUGGUUCUGGUUCUGGUUCUGGUUCUAUUUGUGCUUUACCGUCUCCGUCUCCGUCUUCUUCUCCGUCUCAUUCUCCGUCGCCGCCUCCUUCUUCUUCUUCUUCUAUUAUUGUUCAUAAGCCUCGUUCUGUUCGUCGCAUUUUGUCUACACCUUCUGCUCCUCUUGAGUCUCCUACUCUUCCUUCUAUUGCUUCAGUUCCAUCUCUUCCUAGUUCUCCUAUUCUUCCACCUUCAGAUCAUGAUGUCUCUAUCUCUCCUGACUCUAGUCCUAUUAUUUCUUCUUCGGAAUAUAUUCCUUCACAAUUAGACUUAUCUGAAGCUGGUCCAUCUAUUAAUGAAUCUGAUAUUUCAGGUGAUUCUGGGAUCUCGCAACGAGGGGGUGAUAUUGGGUUUCAACCGUCUAUCAUUGCUUCGUCUCCCAUUCCACCACCUUCUGUUGAAUUGGAAGUAGUGCCACUUAGUCAAGAAUCUCCUUCGUCUGAUCUUGUUAAUUCUCUUGACCAAGCUGGUGUUAGUGUUGUCACUAAGGAUGAUACUCAAGCUGUUUUGCCUAAAUCUCGAUCUCGUGUUGUUGCUGUUCGUUUACCUUCUAUAACUCCUGCCAAACGCCCGAGUUCUGAUGACAUUGUUUCACCUCCUUCUAAACACCUUUGUGAAAAUUCUUUGAAACAAUCUCCAGUGUCUGCAACACCUGCAAAACGUCCAGCUGAAGAAGAGUGUAUUUCUUAUCGUCGUCUCAAAUCUCUCCGCUUUGAGUAUGAUGAUGUGGCUUUACUUGUUUUUACAGAUCCUAGUAGUUUUGAAGAAGCUAUGUCUAGUGAAGAAGCUGAGUUUUGGCUUGAAGCCUGUGUUAUUGAAAUGUCGUCUCUUAAACGCAAUGGUACUUGGGAAUUGGUUGAUCUCCCACCUGGUCGCAAGGCUAUCAAUAGCAAAUGGGUGUUUAAAGUUAAGCGCAAAGCUGACGGUUCAAUUGAACGUUACAAAGCUCGUCUCGUGUGUAUUGGAUUUUCGCAAGUUGAAGGUAUUGAUUAUACUGAAACUUUUGCUCCUGUUGUUCGUUACGAGACUGUGAGGAUUGUUCUUGCUAUUGCUGCUCAGUUUGGGUUCCAGGUUCAUCAUAUGGAUGUCGAGACUGCAUUUCUUAAUGGUGAUCUCAAAGAAGAUAUUUAUAUGAGACAACCUAAAGGCUUUGUUGUCAAAGGUCAGGAAUCUAAAGUGUGUCAUUUGAAGAAGUCUUUGUAUGGUUUAAAGCAAGCUCCUUUGUGUUGGAAUGAGAAGAUUCAUGGUGCUCUUGUCAAACUUGGGUUUAUUCGUAAUGAAAGUGACUACGGCGUGUAUACCAAAGGAUCUGGGUCUACCAUGGUCAUUAUUGCACUGUAUGUUGAUGAUUUACUUAUUUCUGGCAAUUCUUCUGAAGUCAUUGCCAAAACCAAGUCUUCUUUGUCAUCUAUGUUUAAGAUGAAAGACUUGGGCCCAGUCGAGCAGUUCCUUGGCAUGAGAGUUAAGCAGUCACCUUACCAUAUUACUGUGGAUGUUUCGCGUUAUAUUUUUGAUAUGUUGGAAGAGUUUGGUAUGCAGAACUGUUCAAGUGUCAAGACUCCUUUACCCACUCGUGAUCUUUCUGAUUUUUCCGAGUCUGACUCUGCUACCGAUGCCUCCAUGUAUCGCAGUAUUAUUGGUAAGCUGAUUUAUGCUGCUAAUUGUGCUCGUCCUGAUCUUGCUGUUGCUGUUAGCUUUCUUUGUCGAUAUAUGCAGAGUCCUAAGUCUAUUCAUAUGGAAGCUGCUAAGCAUACUCUUCGUUAUCUUAAGGGUACUGCUGAACUUGGUCUUGAAUAUCGAGCUCAGAAAGUCUACAAGCUUGUUGGUUAUAGUGAUGCCGACUAUGCACAGGACAAGCAGGACCGUAAGUCAUUUACUGGGUAUGUUUUCAUUCUGUCUGGUGGUCCCAUUACUUGGGCUUGUCGAAAGCAAGUUAGUCCUGCAUCGUCCAGCGUCGAGUCUGAGUACAUGUCAUUGUCUGAUGCGUCUAAGGAAUGCUUCUGGAUUAAUCAGUUGUUGUCCCUUUGCAAGAUUCCUGUUCCGUUGCCAGUGACUAUGUUUGAGGACAAUCAGGGAUGUAUUGCUUUGGCUCAGAACCCAGUGUUUCAUCGUCGCACCAAGCAUAUUGAUGUUCGGUAUCAUGUUGUGCGUCACUAUAUUCGCAGUGGAGUGAUUCAUCUGGAGUAUCUUGAUACUCAAGUGAUGUUGGCAGAUAUGUUUACUAAGAAUCUUGGUCGUGUGAAGUUUGAGACAUUGAGGGGACUACUUGGUAUGAAGGCAGUAGGUGAUUCUGCGACAAGGGGAGGUGUUGAGCAUGCAAUGUUGUCGCAGACUAGUGCAGUUGAUAAUGCACGUGAGUUUGGGUGGGAAACUAUGGUUGACAAUCUAUGUUUAUUUUAG
This is a messenger RNA of Magnusiomyces paraingens, 9564 nucleotides long. RefSeq lists its product as uncharacterized. Gene Ontology annotation, biological process: DNA integration. Gene Ontology annotation, molecular function: nucleic acid binding; zinc ion binding. The record is from RefSeq and is a predicted model, not a curated record. Bases 1 to 9564 code for a protein of 3187 amino acids. The transcript is spliced from 8 exons. NCBI's taxonomy places the organism in Eukaryota, Fungi, Ascomycota, Dipodascomycetes, Dipodascales, Dipodascaceae.